GUUUGCAAAAUGGCGGCAGCGAUGGAUGUGGAUACCCCGAGCAGCACGAACAGCGGCGCGGGCAAGAAGGGCUUUGAAGUGAAAAAGUGGAAUGCGGUAGCUCUCUGGGCCUGGGAUAUUGUGGUUGAUAACUGUGCCAUCUGCCGGAACCACAUUAUGGAUCUUUGCAUAGAGUGUCAAGCCAACCAGGCGUCUGCUACUUCUGAAGAGUGCACCGUUGCGUGGGGAGUCUGUAACCAUGCUUUUCACUUCCACUGCAUCUCCCGCUGGCUCAAAACACGGCAGGUGUGUCCGUUGGACAACAGAGAGUGGGAAUUUCAAAAAUAUGGGCACUAGAAAAAGAGAAUUCUUCCAUCAAGCUCAACUGUUUCAUUAGCCAUUUAAUGACUUGCCUUCCUGUUACUUAAUUAUAAAUUAGAUAGAACCGUGUUUUUUCUGCUUUGUCUUUUCAGUUUGCUAUUCCUGCACCCAUAUUGUAUUCUGUGUCAAAUAAAAUCCAGUUGGAUUCUAGAACAGAUGCCGCCUCUUGUGUAUGUGAAAAAAGUGAACAUAAAGGGACCCGUCUUUCUAGGUUGGAAAGCCAGCCUUUGAAAGUGAGAUGUUUGUUCGUUAGAGCCAGAGCAGAGUUGUCCUGCAAGCACGUCUCUUGGUCAUGAGGAAGCCUGGUCCACAGCCCGGCUACUGAUGGCAGUCUUGGGCACGUCGCCGCUCUGCUCUUCUUCUGUAAAGUGGCUGCUGAGGACUAAAUGGCGUCAUGUGGGCACAGAAAGAGGCUUUGUGAACUGUUAAGAACACUGUACAAAUGUUAACUUUGUGUAUGACAUGUUGCUUUCUCUUCUUAGUUUAGAAAAGUAAACUUGAAGAAAUCUAAUAAGUAAUCUUGGCUGCCAAAAGAGUAAUCUAUGAACUCAAGUUGGAAAUCGAUGUUAUUUAAAAUUGAGUUAACA
Physeter macrocephalus (sperm whale) is the source of this 947-nucleotide messenger RNA. Its product is annotated as E3 ubiquitin-protein ligase RBX1-like. Gene Ontology annotation, molecular function: zinc ion binding; cullin family protein binding; ubiquitin protein ligase activity. Gene Ontology annotation, cellular component: cullin-RING ubiquitin ligase complex; nucleus. Bases 10 to 336 code for a protein of 108 amino acids. The transcript has a single exon. The record is from RefSeq and is a predicted model, not a curated record. Gene Ontology annotation, biological process: protein ubiquitination; ubiquitin-dependent protein catabolic process. NCBI's taxonomy places the organism in Eukaryota, Metazoa, Chordata, Mammalia, Artiodactyla, Physeteridae.